AUGGCGACUACGAUUCAAGCAAAUACAGUGCCUAUGGCCAAUGAAAAUCUGCAGGAAGAACAAGAUGAAGAAAUUCUCGUACGAAACGCUCGAGGUGCACCCGACUGGCACUGUACACAAGCAUGUGCUCAAUGGUGGCAAUGUAGAUUUACUGGUUUCUUUCUUCGUCGAUGUGACCGACCUCAAGGAUGUAUAUGUGACAGAUUCUUUUGGGAAGUAUAG
Rotaria sp. Silwood2 is the source of this 222-nucleotide messenger RNA. NCBI's taxonomy places the organism in Eukaryota, Metazoa, Rotifera, Eurotatoria, Philodinida, Philodinidae. The record is from the annotation of a GenBank genome assembly.